AUGGAUGCAGCGUUGAAAAGCACGGGCCCACAAUCAGCAUUUGACAUCAAUUUUCGUCGGGUUCUAGACAACUCAUUACUCGCCAAGGUCGCAGUUGUCGAAGUGAUCCGAGAGAUGACGAACAGCACCAUCACAGACGGCGCAAAGUCUAUUGGCUUAUUUAUCGCCAUGGGAAAAUCGAUUGAAAACGAGUGGUAUGCCCAAUCUGUGAAAUCCAUACCCGAACUGAACAAGAAGCUGCUUCAUACUAUCAAGUCUUCUCAGCCAGAAGUUGGAGAUGUACCCAAAAGCUUAGACAAAAUCGUCAGGCAACUUUGGAAACGUGAAAUUGGAAAAUAUGCUGGUGAUCUAGCCGCUGUUCAGGGUGAACACACGGAUUGGACCAUCAAUCAAAGAGCAAAAGUUGGAGCUAUGUUGAUGAAGGGUCUCUUACAGACAGCGAAAAUCACUAGAUCUCAAGUAAUGCCUGAUGGAUCGAUUUACAAGGAAGAACAGCCCGCAUUCUAUCAAACGACUCAAUACUUUGAUGGCAAACGAGUUGGAGUGACAAAACUCAAUGAAGCUGUUGCCGAAAGGCUGGAUCGAGACCCUGCCAACGUCACUUUGCAUCCAAGAUACUUACCAAUGAUAUCGCCCCCAUUGCCUUGGACUAGUCCGAAGAAUGGGGCAUACCUUGUCCAUGCAGCACCAUUCAUGCGAACGAAGGACUCGCCGGAGCAACACCUACAUGUCAUGGAGGCCCACCGAUUAAAUGGCUUGGAUGACAUAUUUCAAGCACUGGAUAAGCUGGGUCAAACAGCUUGGGCCAUCAACCGGCCUGUCUUUGAUGUCAUGGCAGUAGUAUGGAAUUCUGGAAAAGAGUUGGCCGGAAUCCCGGUCCGUGAUCCGCAUCUUAACCUUGAUGUAUCCGACCUUCAAUCCGAGCUACUGAAGAACGAUCCCCUGGAAGACGGAUCGCAAGAAAGUCCUCGAAUGGAAGGCGAGCGAAAGGAAAUCUACCGCAGCCUGUUGGCUACUCGAAGGAGUGCUUAUGGACAGCGGUGUUCAGUGAACUAUCAACUCGAGAUCGCACGAGCUUAUUUAAAUGAAACAUUCUACUUUCCUCAUAAUGUAGAUUUUCGUGGUAGGGCGUAUCCACUUCCAGCCAACUUGAAUCACAUUGGUGACGACAUCUCCCGAGGAUUAUUGACAUUUGCUGAGAGAAAGGAACUAGGGGAGAGGGGAUUAUUUUGGCUCAAAGUACAUCUCGCAAAUAAGGCUGGGUAUGACAAGGCAAGUUUGGAUGAGCGAUUGGCAUUUACUGAAGGACAUUUAAAAGACAUCAACGAUUCGGCGGAUCAUCCAUUGGACGGCCCAGGAUGGUGGCUCAAAUCUGAAGAUCCUUGGCAAACUCUGGCGGCUUGUAUCGAACUUACUGAAGCUUUGCGCUCCGAUGACCCAACAAAGUAUAAAUCGCGUCUUCCUGUUCAUCAGGAUGGUAGUUGCAAUGGUUUACAACAUUAUGCUGCACUAGGUGGAGAUGUUGAAGGGGGUCGUGAAGUGAACUUGAUCCCUGGUAUUCGUCCCGGCGACGUUUACAGCAAGGUAGCCACCGAAGUAAACAAACUGGUUAACCAGGACGCUGAGAAUGGACAUGACAUUGCUAAAGCCUUGAAAGGUCAUAUCAAAAGAAAGGUUGUCAAACAAACCGUGAUGACCACAGUCUAUGGGGUUACAUUUGUUGGAGCUCGGGAACAAAUCCGGAGACAACUCAAAGACUUAGGUGUUAUACCGGUUCCCAACUUAUACAUAUCGGCUGCAUAUGUCGCAACGUUGGUCUUGCGAUCCAUUGGCGAAGUAUUUCGUGGGGCCGUCGCCAUACAGCGAUGGCUUACAUACGUAGCUCGUCUUGUAGCAAAAUCUAUUCCACCCGAAAGAGCAUCCUUGUUGAUGACAAAGGUGGACGUUCCGGGACAAUCAAUUAGUGCUAAUGCGCAGAAGGCACAAGAUGAGACCGAGUUAAUGACAAGUAUGACAUGGACAACUCCACUAGGCCUAGUGGUCUGUCAACCGUAUCGAGCACAGAAUCGAACCCAGAUAUCGACUGUACUACAGACCGUCUACAUCGCAGAUCCGUUUGAGCCUGCACAGGCUGAUUCUAGAGGUCAGGCUUCGGCUUUUCCGCCUAACUUCAUUCAUUCAUUGGAUGCAACGCACAUGAUGCUCACAGCACUUGCUUGUAAGGACAUUACCUUUGCCUCCGUACACGACUCCUACUGGACUCAUGCAGCAGAUGUGGACGUCAUGAAUGUCAAACUCAGGGAAGCGUUUGUGCGGCUUCACACGGCCAAAAUUCUAGAAAACUUGGCACAAGAGACCUUACAUCGAUAUAGCGGCUACAAGAUCCCUCGGAGUUCUUUGAGUGCCAAGAUGUUGAGCGAUUUAAAAUAUAUGGGUGUGGAGGUUGACAAAAUCAUGAGUCAGGAGAAGAGAUAUGUUGAUUUAGCUAGUUUGAUUCCACCUUUACCACCCAAAGGAGAUCUAGAGAUUGCUGCCGUAUUGAAAUCUCAAUACUUCUUCGCUUGACACACGUAUAACCCCGUGCUGCAUGAUCCAAUAUAUAUACUCAUAAUGUAUACCCGGCUUAAUGUCUGUUUCGUCUGAAACUGGAGUGCUUCUUCAUCCAU
Melampsora larici-populina 98AG31 is the source of this 2666-nucleotide messenger RNA. RefSeq lists its product as uncharacterized. Lineage: Eukaryota; Fungi; Basidiomycota; Pucciniomycetes; Pucciniales; Melampsoraceae. Gene Ontology annotation, cellular component: mitochondrial DNA-directed RNA polymerase complex. Gene Ontology annotation, molecular function: mitochondrial promoter sequence-specific DNA binding; DNA-directed RNA polymerase activity. The record is from RefSeq and is a predicted model, not a curated record. Gene Ontology annotation, biological process: mitochondrial transcription. The transcript is spliced from 11 exons. The coding region runs from base 1 to 2565 and encodes 854 amino acids.